AUGAUAACUAUUGCAUUGUAGGACGUCGUCAGCUCAUUGAGGCGUCAGCUCUUCUCCUCCAUCAUAUGGAUUAACAUCCGACAAUAAUGACAGGGUACCAGCUUUGUACCUACGGUAUAUCUACGGCAUUCGAAUCCACAUACCGUACGGUACCAGCCUGUACCCAGUACCGCAUUGCCUCCCCGUUCCAGGGGAGGGGUUAAGACGCUCAAUCCCACUUUUAGUAAUCGGGCACCCACCGCAGCCCACACGCGGCAUCCCAAGCCACCAAAUUUUGCACGCGGUGCAUUUACAUAUAAAUUUGGUAGGGUAGCCCGAUUUUGAGCUGCAACGAAGCCCCUCGCGCUGCGCACGGACUCGAUCAUUUUUCGGCAUGCCGCGAUCUCGGCCUAUACGCGCGCUCGAGGGACGGCGGCUGCUGCGCUGGGACGCUCGACUAUGCAUUUCCAUAGGAAGUGGCCUUUGUUUCGACGCUGCGGGCCCAGAAGGUGGCCGAUUGCGUGACUUUGUCCAGCUCUCUCUCGGUGUCGCGGGUGUCGCGGUCCAGUCUGGUGCGUGCUGCGUCAACGACGCCUGCGUGGGUAACUUCUCACUUAUGGUGGAGGGUGGUGGACGCCUCUUCCACAGGUGGGCCACCGCCACCGGGGCCCGGCCCACCCUGCGUCGCGCGCGCCACCGGGCGCGAAGCAGUCCCCGCCAACCACGUCCGGCAGAGAUGGGGGUUGGUGCGGAUUUACAACAAGCGAGAAGGGGAGGGCUGGGGAAACGGGAGAGAGAGUCCUCGGGGAGGCAGGCGAGCGCUGCCCAGCGAGCCAUACAUUACAAGUACCGUAGGCGUAUCUCGGCCCUAAUGGGCCUUGACGUAUGUUUCCAGACGAGGUAUUUCUAA
Pelagomonas calceolata is the source of this 889-nucleotide messenger RNA. The record is from the annotation of a GenBank genome assembly. Lineage: Eukaryota; Pelagophyceae; Pelagomonadales; Pelagomonadaceae.